Messenger RNA from Phytomonas sp. EM1, 4002 nucleotides. Lineage: Eukaryota; Euglenozoa; Kinetoplastea; Trypanosomatida; Trypanosomatidae. The record is from the annotation of a GenBank genome assembly.
AUGCAAUCUGAGGUAGAAGUUUCCUGUGUUCAAUCGGAGCAAAAAUAUCCUAUAAAUCCAUCUGAAGCCACACCGCAGUCUACAGCAAUUGGUGCUAAGCCCUUAGAUGGGUGUGAUGAGAGCGCAUAUUCUAGAACGUCUAGUACUCCAGUAGGUGAUAGCAUGAGUGAAAAAUGUGAUAAAAAGUCUUUGGAUUCAGGAAAGAAUGCUGUGGUUGAUGAGACGAUCCCGACGUCGAAAACUUCGCGCUCCGCCUCGCGCAGGGCGCGUGUGGUUCCGCUAAACGCGCUGGAAGUUUCAUCGGAAGAGGUGGAGAGGCAUGGUCGCGGUAUCAGCGCGAACCAAUUCUGUGUCCGUUGGUGUGUGAAUGUGGCAUUGCAGUCCUUUAGGGAAGAGCCAUGGGCUGUGAAUCUUCGGCGGGUGGUGUUUGCGGAGCACAGUUCCCCUCCUAGCGAGGAUGAGCCCCAUGGCAAGGGGCUGGUGCCGACGAAUGCGGAGAUCGAGGGGUCUUUCGAGACGCCCCCCCCCUGCCCAAUCUCUAACCCUUGCGAGCCGGCCUUGGAGGAUCGGGAAGGGGACCGGGAGUCGCACCGAUCGGAUUCCUGGAGUAGCAAAUCGGUUUUGGAAGGGGGCGAGGGCAACGAGCACUCGGAUGCGCGGGGCCCCGACCUCCGGCCGCGUGGGCGAGGGGAUCGCAGCCACACCCCCACCGCGGCGAGCCGCUGUGGGAUUCAACUCUGCGCGGUGAAGUGGAGCCAAGAGGAGGCGAUGGUGGCGAUGCGGACGGCGGGCUCCAAUAACCCGUUCAUCACCCGUAGCGAACUCCGCAAGGAGUUGUGGCUGUUGCAGCGCGCCCUCAACGAGGUGAACGCGCCGCCGAUGAGCUUCCCGAACGACGAGCUCCUCCGGCAUAUCUUCAACGUCGAGUUCGUCCUCGCCCCCUGCGGGGGGGAGGUUGGCGGGGAAGGUGGCCACCAAGGCGGGCGGCAGGCGAGCUACACCCUUCGCCGGCCGAUCGAUCCGUUGCUGUGUAGCACCCUCCUCCCGGUCGUGAGCGCCGUGGUGGAUCACGGGGUGAACGCGAUGGCGUUGAUGUACGGCGCGACGCGGGAGAUGCGGCAGCUCGGGCUGAUCGGCACCCCCAAAGCCCUCGGGCUUUUCCCGAAGGGCAUCGCCUUGUUGAUGGAGCGCUACCUCGCGCACGGGCGGCGCGAGGCCGCCUCGCGGGAGGGAUCCCCCCCGGCCAAAGCGGAGGCGCUUUCCCGCCGCUGCGUUGAGGCGGAGCCCGUGGAUGGGGUCGGGGAGGGCCUCUGCCGCGCGGGCGAGGGCGGUGGGGUGGAGUAUUUCCCCCCGUCGGAUCCAUCCGAGGGGCCGCGGUUCGCACGGGUGGAGGUCAGUUUCGUCGCGUUCGACGCGAAGACGGUAGUGGAUCUUCUCGAGCUGAACAACCGCACGGUGGAGUUGGUGUUGAAGGUCGACGGCGGCGCGGAGGGGGGGGCGCAGACGGAGGCCUUCAUCCAGCACGCCCACGCGAUCCCGGUGGAGAGCACGAACGACGCCUUUUGCCUGCUCGACGUCGGCCUCGAGAACUUCGCGCAUACGCUGCAAAAAGGGUUGUUUGAGUCCGAAACGAACACCUCGUUGAUGUUCUCGCUUGGGUUGUUUCCCGCCGGGAACGGGGGCGCGGGGGAAGGAGGCGUGUUCAUGCGGAUGCUCUGCUUGGCCGAGGAUCAGGCCGUCCAGACGUGGCUGACGAGCAGCUUAGCGGCCUACCACCACGCGAUCCCGCCCGGCAAGGAAUCGCGCGCGGCCGCGAUGGGCAGCGUCCCGAUGCCGCCGCCGCUGCAUCAUCAGGCCGCGAACGUCCUCCUGCCGGCGGUUUACCACGGCAACGUCUUCACCUCCGUGAUGGUGUGCGUCUACAACUCCAUCACCGCGUUGCUUCGCGUGAAUCGGGAUCUCAGCCUCGCUGCGAUGGGGUAUCGCAUGCACACCACCCCGGUUCUCCCGCGCAGGGAAAAAGGAGGUCGUGAAGACAGAGGGGGAGGGGGAGGGGGGGAGAGGGAGAAGGAGAAGGAAAGGGAGAGGGAGGGUCGCCCGCCCUCGGCCGCGGCGGCGGCCUCCCCGGCGCCUACGGCGGUGGUGAUGGCGACCUCGCCGUUGCAGCGGAGUACCCUUUCGAUCGCAAACCCACGCUGGGGGUGGGGGGCACGGAUGCGGAGCCCGACCAAACGCACCCGGGGGUGCGUGGUCGGGAUUCCCCUCGGCGAAGGGGAUAAGGAUUACUUCUCCGCGCAGCAAAACCGCUAUGGAGGGGGGGAUUUAAGCCCGAACCGCCUCGACCCCCCCGCGGCGUUGCCCUCGGUGGAUAUUAGCAUCGUCGUGGUGGAUACGAGCGAUCACCUUCGGGUGGUGUUGAACGGCAGCAGCGGCGCCUCCGUGGCGGAGCUCUGCCAGGAGGUGCGGAACUCCAUCCCGAAGCACCCGCAGCAGUUCAAGGGAGGGAAAGAAAAAGGGAAGAGAAAAGGGAGGGAGGAGCGGGGCUUUCGCUACACCGUCGCGACGCGGCCGACCUCCCCACGGCCGAUUUCCCCACAGGGGUGGAAGGGAAGACUGGCCGCGCGGGACGCGGACGAAACCGCCAAGGCGUGUGGGGAGGAUGCCGACUCGCGGAGCACCUCGAGUUUGUCGGAAUCGACCCUCACCCUCAGCCCGAGCCUCUUGCCGACCUCGCGUUUGAGCGAAAGGGGGUUUGACGCCGCGACGGGGGCAAGUUCGAGUGUGGGGUUUGACGCCCCUGAAGCCGCCGUGGGGAGCCCGAAACCCCUCGAGGACCCCUUAUUGAAGGAUGGCGAGGAAUCCAAAAGCGAGGAGGAGGCGGGGCGGCCUCCCUUUGAGGACAUUUCUUGCCCCAUCGAGGGGAAUCCAGUCGACGACCCCCCGAGGAAUCCCUUCGAGAAUAUUUCUGAACUCAUCGAGACGUCGAAAUUUUACACCAACGUGAUUCAGGAAGAAGCAGUAGCGGCAUCCCAUGUGAGCCAUCCGGGGGCUUCGUUACAGGAAUCACCCUACCGUCGGACGAGUUCCGGUAGUGAAAAUCACGGCGGGUGUGCUGCCGCGUCGGACGCGCUCGCGGCUUCCCCAUGUGGGGUUGGAUCCUUUUCCCCCCUCGUACACCACUCCGAAAAGAAUGAAGGCGAGGAGGCCUUGCCCACAAACCUGCCAUCCGAGGCGGAGGACUUGGAAUCUUUACUAAACGAGUUCUCGAUGUUUUUUAGGCAUUCCUACGAGAACGAGCGGCGACUCAAGCAGCUCGAAGCGGAGUUAAAGAGUACACGCAAGGAGUUAGCGCGCGUCAGUGGCAUCACGCCCGAUCAAACCCCCGUGCCGACCGCUAAGAAGGAUGCCUCCGGCGGCGCCAUGUCGAUUAUGAUCGAUCCGCGCGUCCUUCUCGAGCGCAUGGAGGAAAAGCUGGAGGACAUCGGCCCGCCCGCGAUGCGCGAGCAUCUGAGGGCUCACAUCGAGGAUGGGAAGGCCUGGGGGAGCUCGGUGGGGAUGCCACCUCAGGGCUCCAGCAGCCAACUCACAGGUGAGAGGACGGUAGCUUUGGACGGGCAGAGCGUCAUACUAAACCUAUGGGAGGCUAUGAUUCGGCACAACAAGGAAGUUGAGCAAGAUGUUCGGUGGAAGGCCCACACCAAGUGUAAGGGCAUGAUUACGCAGCUUUCAAAGCGUCAUGAAGCGCUGCUGCUAGAGUGGGUUAAAGGGUACGAAAAUACGAUUCACACACUAGAAACCGAAAAUGCGUGCCUGCGGCAACUCAAUAGGCGGAAAGGCGAUACUAGCAAUCGUAGCAAUAAUCUUGAUAGGGGUACAUUACCUUGUCCAUCCCCGUCGCAGCCGCCUGAGGCGUCUAAACACCGUAUUUCGAUACCCUUUUCUUCUUCCGAAAUAUUGGCUCAGCAUAAGGCGUUAUUCGAUGAGCUGAUUUAUGAGGAAUAA